Molecule: messenger RNA, 3566 nt
Organism: Xiphophorus couchianus (Monterrey platyfish)
Lineage: Eukaryota; Metazoa; Chordata; Actinopteri; Cyprinodontiformes; Poeciliidae
Gene: spice1
Product: spindle and centriole associated protein 1
Exons: 17
Coding region: 423-2651 (742 amino acids)
Biological process (GO): mitotic spindle assembly; metaphase chromosome alignment; regulation of centriole replication
Cellular component (GO): centrosome; spindle; centriole
Source: RefSeq, a predicted model, not a curated record
GAUUAUUUCUAUAUUUUCACUUAUUAUACAGCGCUAUGUUUGUGACUAUUUUAGUCAGUGAAAAGUGUUUAGUUCAAGAAUAAAUCAUUCAUGCAGUCCGUCAGUCAGGCCGGUUGGUGGCGGUAGUGAGCCGUCAAGCGAUCAGAGGCGGAAGCAAGGGUAUCCGUGGUAACAACACAGGAAGUGUCGCGCGACAGUUUAAAAACUGUAUCAAAUUUUCGUUAGCUUUUCUGUUAUGCUUAUAUCCCCUUAAAAUCUCCUUUUCCUGCUAAUUGUUCCUCUACACUGAUAAUGUAAGUUUUUUUUUUACUAGGUUUAAUUUGCCCGGAAGCCCGAAGCAGAGGUUUGAAGUAGUGGAAGGUCGCGGUAGGUUUGUGGGAUUUUUAAAAAAAACGAUUCUCAGCUAAUUUACUGUGUGAGCAAUGCUUUUGAGAACGGGGCGUCCGCAGCAGCAGCAACCCAAAGGGAAAAGACUCAUUCGCCCCAAGAAGGCAGCAGCUCCCAAGAAAGACUGGGUGAGCACUGUCAACGACCUCUCUGUACACAAGCUGAGUCCUGCUGAGCUGUGUCAUCGACAUGAGAUCCACAAGUCUCACAAUAAAGCUGCAGCUCACUGGGAGCUCAGGGAGAAAGCCCUGAAACGUCGUCUCAGACAUGCCGGCAGCUCCCCAGGCCUGGACCACACCAGCCUCACCAUCAUCAGAGAUGUUUUCUCUGAACAGCCGCUGCUGCACGAUGCGCUGGCCCAGUCUGACAGAGCCUUGGCUGUGGUCAAGGACCUCUUUGGAGAUGCUCCACGGAGGCAGACUGGGCACCCCAGUGUGACUGUGGCUCCGAACUGUGACUCUGACUCAGAACUGCCUGUUCUCCAGAGACCUGAUCCUCCAACCCAACUGUCCCUCCUCAGCCAAUCCAUAAUGGAUCAAGAGGCACUUAAUGAAGUAGAAGUUUUAAGAGAAGAUGUCAGAGAUGAGGAUCUGUCAAGCAGUUCAGGGAGUCGAUUCAUCAGAAGGACAAAUAUAAGGAAAACAAAAACCCAGACCAGAGCGACACAGAAACAAAAAGGUCAUCGUCUCAGGUCUCAUGCAGGAGAUAAAGAAAACAUCCCUGUGACCCCCAUCAGAUCAGGCAGAGCACCGGACCCAACUGCUCUCAACGCCACGGCAGCUGUUAAGCGUUUUCUGACCAAACAGCGUCCAUCAGAUCAAAACGAGGAAGAGGCUUCUGUCCUGGUUUCUCAGGUCCUGAAUCCCGAACUGCCUUCACGCCAGUCAGGAAGAAUAAGAAAACACACUGAGAAGACCAGGAAGGGCGUCUGUCGGACCUUGGAGCUGGAUGGCUCCUCAGUUGCGUCUCUUAGUGGAGACCAGUCCAGCCUGGGCCUGCUGCAGGACAUGUUGGGCCAAGUCAAGGCGAACUUGGACACUAUGAGUUCUGAUAUAGCACCAGAACCAACAGGGAGUCCAGAACCCUAUGAAAGACAAGGUCUUACCGGAUUCUCUGUUGCUUUGGUCUCCACGAUUGGACGCUUAGUCCAGCUCAUCAGAAAGAGAGAAGCUGAAGCUCAGGAAGAAGCCGAGGAACGCCGGCGACUGCAGGAGGAUCUGAAGGAGCAACGAGGGCUUAUGGAUGCUCUAACAGCUGAAACCAUGACCCUGAGAGAAGAGGGCGCCGCCAUGCAGGCAGGGCUUCUGCAGCGGACAACAGAGCUGGAGCAGAAGCUGGAUUCUGUGGUGCUUCUGAUGAGUGGACUGGGAGUACUGGGAGAACAGACAAAACCAAGCAGAGUCUCUGAUGGAAGAGUGUCCCAGUCUUGUGUUUGUCAGUCUGUUGGUGGUGAUGAGAAAACACAAACUAGAGUUUCUCCUGCCGUCCUCCUUUCCCCACCUCAACAAUGUGACAACUGGCAACAAAGUCCUGUUCACGCGUUACCACUACAGCGACGCCUUUCCCCGUCAGACACCCAGCGUUCCUGUGAAAGCGUCCAGUCUCACGUCUCCACCUCCGCUCUCAUGAGAUGUCAGUCUGUCUCCUCAUCGUCACUCCCCUCUAAUCAACCCGUCCUCCUUCCCUCCCCUAAAGCCAUGCUGGCUGAGAUCGCUGAGCUGAAAAGGCAGAACGACCUGAUCAAGGCUCAGCUCAUCCAGGCGAAGAGCCUCGGGUCAGGGAACACGGGAUUGGCUGACAGCUGCAAUGAGCAGAGCAAGUCGAGUCCAGCCAGCGGCACUGGAGAGAGGAAGAUGACCGGCCAGCAUCUUCAGUCUCCAGAGGGAACAUCUUCAGCUUCUCAGGCAGCGUCCUCCAGCACUCCGAGCGUGGAACAGCGCCUCCUGGAGCUCAACAGACAGAGCGCGGCAGCUAGGAGUCGACUGCUGGAGCUGAUCGAGCAGCAGAAGCGAAGCUCUUCGCUCAGAAUCUCCCCAUCCGUCUCCCCCAUCCCUUCCUCGGCCGUCAGCCCGAACGCAGCAGAAGGACAGAGCUCAGAGGAGUCGGUGCUGCCACCUGAAAGGGAGUUUGGGUCUCAUCGACAAUAUGCUGGUUCUGAUGCAUCCAACAGUUUGAGUUUUGAGAGCAAGACUGGAGAAAUAAAGCAAAACGAGAAACGGCGAGAACGAGAAGGAUGGUUUUCUCUGGUCGCUCACACCAGAUGACACGAGGGAAAAGACUAAACGAACCUGACAAAAAUGAAUGUUUUUAUUCUAUUUUUCAGCCAAAUAGUUGUAGUGCAUUUUUCAUUCCUGCAGUUUAUAUGUUGGCUGUAUGAAAAGUUUUAUUUUCUGAGGAGUUCACAUCUUUUUAUUUUAUUUUAUUUUUUACCAGAGGUAAUUGAGCUGAGCAGCCUGACUGUUACAUAGCAGUAAAACUAAAGUAAACAUGUAUUAGUGACAGUGAAAUUUAGCUUACUAACCAUUUAGACAAUUUUUCCACUCAACAGUUUGUUGUUACUGUCUUACUGCUUUUUUGUUUUAUUUGUGUUCAAUAUUUACAAUUAUAUUGCAAAAAUGAUGUAGUUAAAACUAACUGAUCAAAGUCAUGAGGAUUAAAUAGCUGCUUCACGGUUGAUUAAGUUUAUCUCGCACGUUUUGCAAAGGUGCUUUAUCAAUUACCACUGAACUUUUGUCAUUGGUUUCCAACCACAGUCUUUUAUUAGGAUUUUAUAUCAUCUCAAGAUCUCUAAAAAAAUUUAUUCUUUUCCCAUAAAGUCUUUAAAAUUGUGGAAAUUUGAUUAGAUCAUUUUCCAGCUUUGCAAGUGUGGAAAACUGAGAAGUAAGUCUGGACAGAAGUUUGAGUUUCCAGACUCCGUUCUUUAUUACAUGUUUCAAAGGAUACAAUGAAUCAUUUUUAGAGAACAUUUGUUUUCUUGGGUUUAUAUUUAGGCGACUCUGCCUUGACCUUAUUAUUUGUCACAAAGUUUUUAUGUGACUUGUCCAGUCCACCCAGUUUCACAAAUUGUACUGAGUGAAGUUUUUUUUUUUUUCUUUCAUUUUUUUUGUUCUCAGAUCUGGGAUUUUUACAGAAAUGAACCUGGUUUAGUCAAUAAAGGUAUAAAAUAGUACAAAAUCUGA